AUGGACGACAACACAAUAUUUUACACCAUGAUCCAAGGCAAGCCAAUUAUUCAGCAAAGAAUCCUGCCAAGUCCAGUGGUGUCAAUAGAUGCACCACACAACUUCAGAAGUACUGCAACUCCUGGUGAUGAGCACAACAACAUUAUAUUCAGCCCAUGGAAGGCAUUUGGACCCUUUGUGGAUACCAUUCAGGAGGGCGAAUUAUUACCAAGUCAAGACACAGUCGUGCUGCCUUCGCCAAGACACCACGACAGUUCUAUGGAUGAAGAUGCCACAGAUCCUAUGCCAACUGUAGCGACAUCUAACAAGGUGGCUUCAAUAAGCCAGUUGUCCUUUAUGGUGAGGCCAGACAGCUUCGAGCGAGGUCAGUUACGACUGACCUGCAUCUCCACAGUCCACUCGGUGUACAGCGAACAAGCCGAGCUGGUCAUCAAUGAGGAGCGGCCCCAGAUCGCUUCUGUUCUUGGGACCAGGGAUUCAGCAGGAGCUGCUUUCAACGGCUUCACCCGCAUUUUUUUAUGUGAUAUGUCGGCUAACGAGCGAACCCAUGAAUACGCGCAGAAGUAUUGGGCCUCCGGUAAUCUCACUCACACGGCGAAACAUAACGCUGUGGUUGUUUCACGCCGGUUUUCUGUGAGGCCGUGGUCGAGCGGACCUAUUCGUGCCGAAGCUUGGCUCUCCCACAUUUAUAUACCGCGUUCCCAGGAUAUAAAGGUCUUUAUGUGUUGGGCAAACAUUGAGAUGGCAAUCAUUAUGAUUGCCAUAUCAAUGUUGGGCUCAGUGAGAACCUUAUCAUCAUGGAUUACCGCCUUGGAAUGA
Spodoptera exigua (beet armyworm) is the source of this 819-nucleotide messenger RNA. Lineage: Eukaryota; Metazoa; Arthropoda; Insecta; Lepidoptera; Noctuidae. The record is from the annotation of a GenBank genome assembly.